This is a messenger RNA of Alligator mississippiensis (American alligator), 2848 nucleotides long. It is a transcript of the gene CARM1, whose product is annotated as coactivator associated arginine methyltransferase 1. Gene Ontology annotation, biological process: peptidyl-arginine methylation. The record is from RefSeq and is a predicted model, not a curated record. The transcript is spliced from 16 exons. Gene Ontology annotation, molecular function: protein-arginine N-methyltransferase activity. Bases 34 to 1779 code for a protein of 581 amino acids. NCBI's taxonomy places the organism in Eukaryota, Metazoa, Chordata, Crocodylia, Alligatoridae.
GCGGGGCCGGCGCUGGCGCUGGCGCGCGGCAAGAUGGCGGCGGUGUCGGUGUUCGCGGGCGUGCGGCUCCUCACGAUCGGCGACGCCAACGGCGAGAUCCAGCGGCACCAGGAGCAGCAGGCGCUGCGCCUCGAGGUCCGCACCGGGCCCGACAGCGCCGCGCUCGCGCUGCACAGCCAUGAGGACGUGUGCGUGUUCAAGUGUGCCGUGUCCCGCGAGACAGAGUGCAGCCGCGUGGGCAAGCAGUCCUUCAUCAUCACCCUUGGCUGCAACAGUGUCCUCAUCCAGUUCGCCACCCCCACCGAUUUCUGCUCCUUCUACAACAUCCUGAAGAACUGUCGGGGCCACAACACAGAGCGCUCCGUAUUCAGUGAGCGGACAGAGGAGUCGUCGGCGGUGCAGUACUUCCAGUUCUACGGCUAUCUGUCCCAGCAGCAGAACAUGAUGCAGGAUUACGUGCGGACGGGCACAUACCAGCGUGCCAUCCUGCAGAACCACAGUGACUUCAAGGACAAGAUUGUGCUGGAUGUGGGCUGUGGCUCCGGCAUCUUGUCUUUCUUUGCUGCUCAGGCUGGGGCCAGAAAGAUCUAUGCCGUGGAGGCCAGCACAAUGGCCCAGCACGCUGAGAUGCUUGUGAAAAGCAACAACCUGAUGGACCGGAUUGUGGUGAUCCCGGGGAAGGUGGAGGAGGUGUCACUGCCUGAGCAGGUGGACAUCAUCAUCUCGGAGCCUAUGGGCUACAUGCUUUUCAACGAGCGCAUGCUGGAGAGCUACCUGCAUGCUAAAAAGUACCUGAAGCCCAGCGGGAACAUGUUCCCCACGAUCGGAGAUGUCCACCUGGCCCCAUUCACAGAUGAACAGCUCUACAUGGAGCAGUUCACGAAAGCCAAUUUCUGGUAUCAGCCAUCCUUCCAUGGAGUGGACCUGUCAGCACUGCGAGGAGCUGCGGUGGAUGAGUACUUCAGACAGCCUGUUGUGGACACCUUUGACAUCCGGAUCCUGAUGGCGAAAUCGGUCAAAUACACGGUGAACUUCUUAGAAGCCAAAGAAGGCGAUUUGCACAGGAUAGAAAUCCCCUUCAAGUUCCACAUGCUGCAUUCAGGGCUAGUCCACGGCUUGGCCUUCUGGUUUGACGUGGCCUUCAUCGGCUCCAUAAUGACUGUGUGGCUGUCGACAGCCCCCACGGAGCCACUGACCCACUGGUACCAGGUGCGGUGCCUCUUCCAGUCCCCACUCUUCGCCAAAGCCGGUGACACGCUCUCAGGGACCUGCCUCCUCAUCGCCAACAAGAGGCAGAGCUACGACAUCAGUAUUGUGGCCCAGGUGGAUCAGACCGGCUCAAAGUCCAGCAACCUCCUUGACCUGAAAAACCCCUUCUUUAGGUACACAGGCACGACUCCGUCACCCCCUCCAGGAUCACACUACACGUCCCCGUCGGAGAACAUGUGGAAUGCAGGCAGCGCCUACAACAUGAGUACAGGCAUGGCUGUGGCGGGGAUGCCCACAGCCUAUGACCUCAGCAGUGUCAUCACGGGUGGCACCAGCGUCAGCCACAACAACCUGAUUCCUUUAGCUAACACAGGGAUCGUCAAUCACACGCACUCCAGGAUGGGAUCCAUCAUGAGCACAGGGAUCGUCCAAGGCUCCUCAAGUGGGCAGAGCAGCGGCAGUGGCAGCACCCACUACCCACUCAACAGCCAGUUCACCAUGGGGGGCCCAGCCAUCUCCAUGGCCUCACCCAUGUCCAUCACCACCAACACAAUGCAUUAUGGGAGCUAGGCGCCCACCGUGCUUGGACUGCCAGCGCCAGGAAACCAAAUGAAGAUGACCCCCUCCCCUCCACACCUCCACGAACUGCUGGACCCCUCCUCCCCUGUCCGCCGCACCGCUGCCAUUGCUGCUGGGAAGACCUUGCUGCGGCCCGGCAACCCAUUCUUUGAUACCGGACUUGGACAACUUUUUUACAAAAGGCUGGGCCCAAGGGACCCACCUGCCCCCCCUUCCCCCCCACUGUGCUAGCUGCCCCCCACCCUCCCUGAGCGAUCAUGUAGCUGAUGCUGUUUUAGUUCGUGAGCUUCCAUAACAGACAGGCAUGGGCUGCAGUGCGGACCUAUCCCACUGGGGAUGGGGACAUUGAUAACCCCCAUCCCCCCCUUCCCCUACCACCAAGGGCUUGGCAGGAAGGCAGGGGGAUGGGGCUGGACCUGGGGGAGGUGGGAGGUUGCCCCUGCUUGUUCCUCUUCUGAGGCUGGUGCAUAAAGGGCCCUAUGUUGUGGCCCCUCGCAGGGCAGCCUCCCGCCCUCCCCCUUGCUGGCGUGAGGGCUCAACCAGCCCUGGUGCCUUGUGGGGAAAGAAGAGCCCCUUUGUGCCUCGCUUUCCCCAGCCAUGCCCUUUAGGGGGGAGAGUGGGGGGGCCUGGAGCCCUUGGACACCACCCGGCGGCAAGUUCAGCCCUCAGCAGCAUGGUGUGCAGGCCUGCCAGCUGCAACAGUCUUGCCAGCUGUUAUGGAAGGCGCAGUCCCCUAGCUCCCUAGGACGGCGAAUCCAUUUAUGUUAAUGACCCUCCAAGCAGUGACCGCGUGCCUCCCCCCGCCCUCCCUUUCCGGUUCCUUUUUAAGGGCCGCGAGUGGCGUUGCUCGGAAGGAUUCUGCAGGGACACCCCCACCCCCAUCCCUGGCCAGAGAGAACCGCGUGUCUCCCACAGGCCGGUCCCGUCCGCCCCCGGCCGGCCAUGCCAAGUGGCCAGGGGCUGGCGGGGGGAGGGCACCGUGUCUCAGGCCGGUGCCCAUCGGUAGGAGUUAGCAGUGUUUGGGCCGUAGUACUGAAUAAAUGGGAGGGUUUCGAAGGUC